AUGACGAACUACGGCGCCAUUCCGACGUCGUCUCAUGCGUCUCCGGUGGUGGAUCUCGAGUCCAACUCAAGCCCCGAGCAAUGUAUCCAAGCCGGACUCCCCAUACGCCGUCCAUGGAGAUUAAUGUUCGAUUUCCACUCCAUGGGGCUUCCACGCGGCGUCUCCGAUGCUUUCUCCAGAGUCAAAACGAAUUUUGAAUACUUCCGGCCGAAUUACGUGAUCGUCGUAUGCAUCGUCAUGUUGAUCUUCAUCUUCGUUGGUCUCAUCAAGCAUCCGAUCUCGUUUAUCCUUUUCACCGUAUUGAUCUUCGUAUGGAUCCUCUUCUUCCUCCGUGACGAGCCUAUCAGGUUGUUCCAUUAUCAGAUCAACGAUCGGGCGGUCAGGUUUUGCUUAACGUUGCCAACCGUCGCUCUCCUCGUGUUGACCAACGCGACGUACAACUUCUUUGGGGCGUGGUGGAUCGGAGUUGUGCUGGUUUUGAUCCAUGCGGUGGUUAGGAAGACGGAGGAUCUCUUCUUGGAUGAAGAGGCGGCGGAGACGACUCUCUGUUCGCCGGCGAUUAUUAACUCCGUCAACUUCGCCGCCGUCCAGAGAAAAAUGGCGAACCACCAACCGUACGAUCCCUACUGCGUCUAUCAUCCUCACUCUCAUCCCCAUCCUUUCCCGCCGCCGCUGCCACAGUUCUCCGACGAACCUGGGGCUAUUAACACCCUCUUUGUCUCUGGCUUGCCUGACGACGUUAAGGCUCGUGAGAUCCACAAUCUCUUCCGUCGCCGUCCUGGAUUCGAGUCUUGUCAGCUCAAGUACACUGGCCGCGGCGACCAGGUUGUUGCAUUUGCUACAUUCUCGAGUCAUCGAUUCGCUAUGGCUGCAAUGAACGAGCUGAAUGGUGUGAAAUUUGAUCCUCAAACAGGAUCAUCUCUACACAUAGAACUAGCUAGAUCAAACUCUAGAAGAAAAAAAAGACCAGGAAGCGGGCCUUAUGUUGUAAUUGAUAACAGGAACAAGAAACCGUCUAAAUCUCAGCAAGACCAGAGUGAUGAAGAGGAAAGCGAUCCUGAUGAGGCCCAGGAACCUGGAAAUAGCGAUUCUCCAAAGGAAAAUAAUAAUGCCAAAAGCGAAGAGGACUCUGAUUCAGAUAGUAAAGCACCAUCAGCUAAUGAACACUUGGGAAAAGCAUCUGAAGUAGGUUCUGCUGCUCGACCAUGUUCGACCUUGUUUAUCGCUAAUCUAGGGCCUAAUUGUACUGAAGAUGAACUUAAACAACUCCUAUCUAGAUAUCCUGGUUUCAAUAUCCUAAAAAUCCGAGCAAGAGGUGGAAUGCCAGUUGCAUUUGCUGAUUUUGAGGAAAUGGAACAAGCUACUGAUGCCAUGGAUGAUCUUCAAGGGAACCUCUUGUCGUCGUCAGACCGAGGCGGCAUGCAUAUAGAAUAUGCAAGAUCGAAGAUGAGGAAACAGUAGAAAGGGUUCUCAGAACCACAGAGCCUCGAUUUUGAAAUAGAGAAUCUGGUCGGUUAAUGUACCACCACACCACAGGCCAAUGGUAUAAUACUCUUCUCAAAAACGGAUUUAGAGAUCAAAAGAAAUGAGAUCUUUGUAUUUUCUUAUUUAAUUCUCUCCACUUGCUGUUUGUUGUCAUGAAAAUGUAUCAUCUUCUAUGCUGAGUAAAAAAAAAAGAAAUAUAUGUGUAUAGUGUUAUUAAGAUCUCUAAAAUGUUAUGCUGGACAGUUCAUAUGCACCUAGAGGAUUUUAGAUAGGGAGAAUCAAGAUCUUGAUCUUGUCGUGGUCCAGUGAACGUCAUUUAGUCACUGCCCC
Thlaspi arvense is the source of this 1815-nucleotide messenger RNA. The record is from the annotation of a GenBank genome assembly. NCBI's taxonomy places the organism in Eukaryota, Viridiplantae, Streptophyta, Magnoliopsida, Brassicales, Brassicaceae.